AUGGCAUCGGCGUUGUCUCCCAGUUUCACCUCACUGCUGUGCAGCGUGGAAGUUUGCGACGUUCGGUAUAACAUUCGGGUCCUGAAGAUGAAGGAUUCCGUUUUCAUCUACAUCGGUGAGGACAAUGCGGAGAAUUUCGAUGAAUUAGCGAUGGCAAUGCCCACAACUAACAAUGAAGUUCUAGCAACGACUAUUAUGGGUGGCCUUAUUGGCUGCGGUUCUGAAGAAUUAGCUCAGAAAACGGCUCGCAAGCUCAAGAAACAGGUCUAUCUGAGUGCUAAUGUGCCCAACGAUCGGAUAGUGCGACCAACGAUCGAAAGGAAACUUUUUGAAGAGAUCGCCAAUAACGUGGAGUGUUUUUGA
This is a messenger RNA of Topomyia yanbarensis, 363 nucleotides long. RefSeq lists its product as uncharacterized. The coding region runs from base 1 to 363 and encodes 120 amino acids. Gene Ontology annotation, biological process: proteasome assembly. NCBI's taxonomy places the organism in Eukaryota, Metazoa, Arthropoda, Insecta, Diptera, Culicidae. The record is from RefSeq and is a predicted model, not a curated record. The transcript has a single exon.